UUUUCCCUUUUAGACUUGGAUGAAUGUACCACUGUUUCCCAUUCCUGUGACGUCAAUUCUGCAUGCCAGAAUACCGUGGGUUCAUACACAUGCUCGUGUAAUGCCGGGUACACAGGAGAUGGAAAACCUUGCAAUGGUAUAUUAGAUAAUAAUUGAGGCAAAGCACGUCCACACGAAUCAGAUAAUUAUCUUUUUUAACCAGAUUCGUGCAAACGGGGUCUUAAACCACUCUGAGCAGUUUUAAAAAGAUGCGGUUUCGGUGAGCGGAUUCACUAGUUUCGUGUGGAGGCCAAUGCCGAUUCGUGUGAAAAAAAAAAAAAAUGGCUCUUAAAAAUAUCUGGUUCGUGUGAAAAAAGGUACAAUUCCUACGCAGCGUAAAACUAACGUUUGACACUGUCACCUACUUUGUUGGGCAGAAAAAAAAAAGACUACAUAGACCGGCGACCAGAUGUAAACUAUCAGGCAGAUAUAAUCUCACGAAGAUUCCACUGUCUCAUGCAGAUAUCGACGAGUGCUCCACCAACUCUCACAGCUGUGACGCCAAUGCGGUCUGUAACAAUACCAUGGGAUCGUACGUAUGCGUAUGUAAAGCAGGAUACACAGGAGAUGGAAAGACAUGCACUGGUAAGUUGUAAAAAGUGUAACGAAUAUAUGUAUCUCUGUUUCUUCUGGGAAAUCGAAUUAGACUGGUCACAGUCCCCUAUUUUUCCGUAAGACCGUCGAGAUCGAAGACUUUGCGUUACAGGCGGCCAUCUUGGAUGAGUGUCAAAUCUACUUAGAGGGAGGAGGACGGUUUUCUCGCCUCUCCCCCCACGACUAUAAAACACGAUUCCCACCCCCUCGGUACAUACAUGCAUGAAACUAAGAAAGCCGCCCGUAAUGGAAAGUUUUCGAUCUCCACGAUCUUACGAAAAAAUAGGGGACUGUGAACAGUCUAUCAAUAAUUAUUGCUAGCCAGGAUAGAUCGUGACAACACCAACUACUUCAACAACAAACAGAAAUCUAUGGUGUGGAAACUUCUCUAACUGGUCUCUUUGUUGCUUCCCAUAAAAUAUUUUAUUAACGUCGCUUAAGCUUGUUAUGCGAUACUUAAGAGAAGACAUUCUUUGAUUUAUCCGUAACGAUCUCUUAAGUGACGCAUUACCUGCUGUAGUUCAACCGGACUUUUCACCGAGCAAACUGAUAUAAGAAACCUCUUAUUAACUCAAAAUACUUCUGCGUUUCUGAUUGGUUCUAAAUAUUCCCAAGCUAAUUCUUCAUAACCAGCUACCGUUGACCAAAUUUGAGAGAUGUUUGCAGUUAUCCUGUCAAAGAUGAGACUUGCAAUGUAAGACAUGCGCGCAGACCCAGGGGUUUAAGUCAGUCGCGCCGCCGUUUCUCCUGACUCGACUGAGACCCCGGAAACCGCAUAUUUUUUCUUGUUUUCGUAUGGACGAGGCCUUAAACCACUUUGGAGCGCGGUUUAAAAAGAGGCUGGGUGGUUUAGUUUUGGUGAUGCUGGAGAAAAUGGCGAAGAAGACAAAAAGCCGAACUACUGCCUAAAAACAAAGGAAAUUAAACAACAAACAUUGGACUAGCUCGACCGAUGACAACAGCUCUUGAAUAUAGAUAUUCUAUGGACUAAACAUGCCCUUAUAUCCUGAAACUCCGAGGAACAGGCAAAUGUUAUGAAGACGACAGAAACUUUUCAUCGAUGAAGGGAAGCAUGAUUAAAAGUUUUGAAAUAUCUUGAAUUAGUAAAAUAAUUGUUUGUUCCUGCUCGUGUAUGAUAUGAAGUCUCAGAUCUUUGGGGUGGGGAGUUAGAGUACGGAGGCCGAAUCCAAAUUGAUCAAAGUUAGUACCAUCACGCAGAUGCAAAAUCUCCUAUCCUUAACCCCAGCUUCACUACAUUUUUCCAUAUAUCGACGAGUGUUCUACCAACACCCAUAGCUGUGACGUCAAUGCGGCGUGCAACAAUACUGUGGGAUCGUACGCAUGCGCAUGCAAAGUAGGAUACUCAGGAGAUGGAAGAACAUGCACUGGUGAGCCUUUUUAACCUUUUUCUAACGGUGAUUUGGAAGAAAGGAAAUAAUGUCUUUGAUUCCUGAAAGCUGGUUUACUCGCGUGCAGAAGAAAAAGGUUUUUGGUAGGUCAGACAACAACAACGACAACAACAACAUCUGGAACCAACGAUGAUUAUUACUUUACAAUUAUAUAUCUUGUUGAAUAGGAGAAAACUUAAGGUACUGGCUUCUUGGAAUACAACUAGCUGUUACAGGUCAAAUUAAAACUUAGGUUAAACCAAGAUUUUCUAACCCAGGUUGAUUCUCGAUUUCCUUUGUCUCCUAGCCCUAAUUAUUGAUCAUGAAUUAGGGCCAGGAGACAAAGGAAAACACCAUUGAAAAUUUAGAAACAACCCAGGUUUAAAAAAUUUAAACUGAAUUUAAUUUUGUUAUUUUCUUUUUAAUUUUUUUUUUUUCACUUUAAUUCUUUUUUUCAUUUUAUUUAUUUUUUAAAUGAACACUAGUCAGCAGCACAAAGCAAAGUGAGGAUCUUGUUAACUUGAUUUAUUUCUUCGACCGGUUUCGUCCUAUCACACAGACUUCAUCAGGGAUUAUAACAAGAUAAAGCUAAGGAACUAACUUUAUACCUAAUUAUUAAUACAAAAUCACGUUCGUGUAAGGUUGCUAACAGCAAAAAACAGACACAAAAUGUACGUGCAGGAUAUGACUAUAAUCCUGCAUUACAAAAUUUGCAAUGUUUAAUUUGGGGGCUCACGAAAAUUAGCUUUGAUAAUCCGUUAAAUCAAGUUUAAAAAUUUUAACCUGAAUUUAAUUUUGACCUGCAACAUAGCCAUAAGAUAGCCAUGGGUAGCCAGGCAGCUAGCAGAUUUUAGCAUUACAUAAAAAACCCCAUACACGCAGCAGUCUUUCGCGAUCGGGAUCGGGGCCACUGGUUUCGGAAUAUAUGGGGGGGGGGGGGGGGGGCAUGCAUGCGCAAAUGGGACUGUUAUUAAAAUGUUACGGGGAAAAAAGAUCUAGUUCAGUAAAAAAAAAAAAAAAUGUUAUUAUCGUCGAAAAACUAAAUGUAUGAUUGUGUCUUCCGAUAUCCUAGAAGCAGUCUGAAUUUCACGUUUCUCAUUUUUUCUUUCCAAUAUAGCAGGUUUCGAAUAGCCCGACUUCUUGCUCAUCAGUUUACAACAAUCCGAGAGAUCGCUUGCUAAAACCUUCGACGUUUGAUGCAAUUAAUCUAAGCUGCGAUUUGAGGUUAAUUUUUAUGGCAAUUCAAUUACGACUCUUAAUGAUGUUUAUUCAUGCAGUGGUUUUCAUAAGGUGCAUGAAAUGAACGCUUAUCCUCUCAGCUGCUAGCUUACGCGGGCCUAAAAUCACAGAACAAAUCUCACGGAAAAUCGGCAGUGAACACGGGCCUUUACGACGCACUUUAGGAACCCUAGGCGAAAGCAACCCCCUCCCCCACCCCCUUCUUGUUCCCUGAAUAAUAAAUAAUACGAUAAUAAUAAUAAUAAUAAUAAUAAUGAUGAUGAUGAUGAUGAUGAUGAUGAUGAUGAUGAUGAUGAUGAUAAUAAUAAAUUGUAGAGACGGCACAAACUCACCCGACGUAAGUGCAACGAUUGCUGAAACUUUUUUUUUUUUCAUCAUGGUUAUGUUAUUUCAAUCCGUUUUCGUUCUCUUCUGCUACCUCUUUGCAAAGUGGGCGAGAUUACCAGCGGUACUGAUGACUGUCACAGUUCACUUGCUUCUUGUACCAACACAGUGGGAUCCUUUAGUUGUGCAUGUAAUAAUCCUUCCAGCGGAAAUGGCAGAACUUGCAAUCUACCUUCAGGUAAGGAGAAAGAUAUAUUCAGUUACCAAACCCGCAGCUAUUCACUUGUGAUUGAUGCACCUUGCGCUGACCUCGACUGCUUAAACAGUGCUUUACUAUCGAUAUUUAUUGAGGUUUGAGAAGAUCACCGGUGAUCUCUCAAUCACCGUGUGAUCACGGGGAAUACUUUUUUUUCGCUUGUUAACGAAUAGUCCUGCAAGAAACGGUCCAGCUUGAGAAGGCGUCAGCCGGCUCGUCUUGUGGGCAACUCUCUUUUGAUUAAUGAAAUUUCUACUCUAACCUUAAGGCGAGUUGAGUUUCUUAAGUUUGCCGAUUAACUGUGAUUGUAGUCUCUAACUCUAAGGACUAACUAGCCAACGCGAAAAUCCGAAGAAGAAUGACGAUACGAAUUAGAAGAAAUACUUAUAAUAUUUUAGAAAAUACGCGCGAGUACUGAGUAUUAGUUUCUGAGUCACAGGUUCACGAGCAAUAGAACAAUCAUUGGGGGAGAAAUUAUCUGAAUUUUCUACUGUCGUCUUUCAUUUCUAUUUUGAAGAUAUUCUUCUUUUAAAAUUCCUUCGAGUAGUAUUCUUGAUUUUGGUCCUGAAAUAGACUUUUCAUCAUAGCGCCCGCCAAACAAAUCUUUCUGUACUAUAUUGUUUGUUUUCAACUAACAAAUUUUAAAAUGCUUGCUAAAAUAAUGGCUGAAGGACUAUAUUUUGCCUACGUUAUGAAGCAGCGCAAAAAAGGAAUAGCUGACCCUUAAUUGACAUAAGGCCAUCCUCGCUCAAUGGAUUUUGAAACUAUGUUUUCGGUAUAAACGACCUUGUAUAAAUAUACUUUAGUAUUUAUAUAGUGCCCUUAUACUUUUUCCUGAGUUAGCAGUCUUUUGACGAUUGAAUUGCCACAGAAAAAAUCUUAAUGUAGCGAGUAUACGCGAAAGUACCUUAUGAGGUUUUAGUUGAGCACGUUUUUGAAAAUGUCAGUAUUGACUCAGCUUCAAGGUUACAACUGUCGUUAUCCACAGUUAGUAAUUAUGGUCAAUUAUUAUGAAAUAUUCAAACACUUUGCUACUUAUGCACGAUCCCAUUUCCCCAGGAAGUCACUCCUCAAAGCUAUUAAUAGGUUGUAUCCAUGUUUUCCUUUUAAAUGAUUUAACGCUGUAUUUAACAGGCGUGAGAUAACUAAUCCGCUACUAGCACAAGUUAUGUCGAUGCCGCUGAUGGGUAAUAGUGUUUUCUUUCUGUGAUGUUCAGUGCUCGUCAAAAGUGAAGGUGUGGUGGGGAAUUUAGGACAUGAAAAGCUCCCGUUCGUUUUCGCUCGAGCUGAUGUUCAGUAAAUGAAACGUUGCAAAGGUACGCUUAACUAAAAAAGAUAUCCAAUGUCCAGUGACUGUUCCUUUUCUUCUUUUAUGCCAGAAUGUCGGAACUACGCGAGUCUCAACAGUGGAAGCCGAAGAGCUUCGUACUACGGGUACAGGGGUUAUUGCGAUAGCAAUCUCGGCCCUGGAUGGUUCCGUUUCCAGGGGUCUGCCGGCACCAGAAUGGCAACAUCAUGUACAUCUUACAAAAGGUGUGGUACCUAUUAUACCGGCUGGCUAUAUGGUGGACACCCCUCAGUAGCAGACGGUCAGGUCACCAGGACGGUGUAUUUUAAUACUGGUUACUGCUAUGGUUACUCAAGAAACAUCAAAGUGAGAAAUUGUGGUUCAUUUUACGUGUACUAUCUUAAUGGUACACCUACUUGUAAUGCCCGUUACUGUGGUGUGUAG
Molecule: messenger RNA, 5572 nt
Organism: Porites lobata
Lineage: Eukaryota; Metazoa; Cnidaria; Anthozoa; Scleractinia; Poritidae
Source: the annotation of a GenBank genome assembly